AUGGGGAGCGGCGGCCCCGCAGUGCCGGGCCCCGCGCUCCUGCUGCUGCUGCUGCCGCCGCUUUGGCUGCUGAGCGCGGGGAGCUUCCCACACAGCCUCCAGGGCUCCCCAGACUUCCAAGGCCUCGGGCUGGACUGGGGAAGUCUCCACGACCGCCGCCUCCUCAGCCUAGACCGGGGAAGGUCCCACCAGGACACCAGUCACCACAGGAGCAAGGCGAAGAAGCUAUAUUCCUGCGAGGGCGCCUUCGACCUCUACUUCAUCUUGGACGCAUCAGACAGUGUGAAGAGCAGCUGGAAGGAUGUUUACAGAUUUGUGAAUGAAGUGGUGAAGAUGUACCCAAACCCGAAACUGCGGAUGUCCUUCAUCACGUACUCCACACAGGGCCACACCCUCAUGAAGCUCACCUCAGACAGAAAUGAGAUACGUGAUGGUCUUAGCAGACUUCAGAAUGUAGUGCCUACAGGAGCCACAAACAUGCAUGAGGGAUUUAAGAAGGCAAAUGAGCAGAUUCAAAAAGUGUACUCCAGAGACCGCAAAGCUGUCAGCCUGAUUAUUGCUCUGGCUGCUGGAGCACUGCUUACAAAGCCCUUACGGGAGACUAAGAACGAAGCUAACAGGGCUCGGAAUAUGGGGGCCAAGGUUUACAGCGUGGGUUUAAAACACUAUAGGCAAGACCAGCUGAAUAGUAUUGUACUAAAAGAUGGCCAGAUGUAUGCAGAGGAUGGAUUCAGGUCCUUCGAAGACUUUGUUAACUCGCUAGUGGGAAAUUCCUGUAUGGAAAUUACGGCUGGGGACAGUUACCUUGCUUGUGUAGGAGAUAAAAAACCUACCUCUGUGACAAAAGAAAAAUUAAUUUGCCCAGGACAUGUAUUUGAGAAGGACGAACAGAAGGUCGUGGUUGAUUUCAGCCUGAAUAAUGGCGUCAGCUUCAUGGGCGAACCAUUGAAAAUCACCAGCAAGGACUGUCCAGAUGCCACGGCUGUUCCAACGACGGAGACCUCUGUGCCCACAACUGUCACACGGAAGAGGACCCCACCCACAGUUGUCACACAGAAGAGGACUCCAGUGCCCACUACAGUCACACAGAAGGACACCCCAGUGCCCACGACUGUCACACCGAAGGAGACUCCCGUGCCUACGACUGUAACACAGAAGAGGACCCCAGUGCCCAUGACUGUCACACAGAAGGAGACCCCAAUGCCCACAACUAUCAGAGAGAAGGAGACCCCAGCCCCACUGCCCACGGUCAUCCCACAGGGCCUGACUCACGACAAACAUUUCUUCUUCCCUGUGCUCAUCCCGGCCCUGCUCAUGUUCCCGGUGCUGAUCUGGUGCAUCUGGUGCUGCAGGAGGACCGUCAAGGAGCCACCACCAGUGCAGAAACCAGAAAAGGAGCCAGAGACAUGCCCCACAGUGAUUGUCCCUUGUUGUGGGUGCCAACAAGACAGGAUAAGACAGAUGGAGGGCAAACUGGAUACCUUGUGUAACUUUGUUCAGAGCUGCAACCAGGUGCCAUUGAUGUGGUGUCAGCCCAGGGACAAGGGGAGGUGCAUCUGCUUCACCCUAGUGAAGCCCCCCUGCACACAGAUGCCCUGCAGCUCAGAGAUCUGCCUUCAACCCAGCCAGGAGUGCUUCCCCAACAGCUGCUGCUCACGGUGCCAACACCCCCCACCCAUCUGCUCCCGGCCUUCCUCCAGGAUGCUGUCACUGAUCCCUCCCCCUGCCCAGACACUCUGCAGAACUGCUUUGUCACUCCCACCCCCUUAG
Molecule: messenger RNA, 1770 nt
Organism: Diceros bicornis minor
Lineage: Eukaryota; Metazoa; Chordata; Mammalia; Perissodactyla; Rhinocerotidae
Product: anthrax toxin receptor-like
Exons: 18
Coding region: 1-1770 (589 amino acids)
Cellular component (GO): membrane
Molecular function (GO): signaling receptor activity
Source: RefSeq, a predicted model, not a curated record